CAACCCUUGUCUCCUCCCUCCUGCCUGAUUGGCUGCUGCUGGGUUGCUACGAUGACAGGGGCAGGCCAGGACUAGAGGCAGCCACUAGGGAGAGAGAGGGGCGGGGCUUUUGUUUUGGCUCAGAACUGGAGGAGUUGAAGGCGAAAUCUUCUCUUUGAGGAAACUCUGAUCAGAUGCAGCCCAGAGUGGGAGAAAAUGAAAGAGAAAUAAUUCAUGUUGUGGAUGUUAUUUUUUCCCCUUUUUUGGCCAGCCCAUGCCUUCUUCCAGGUGGGUGGAAAGCUGCCCUGCUGGGUUCAUGAAGGUGCCUCAGGAAGGGAAGCUCAUCUGCUGCUACAAUUGUUGUCCAUGUGCAGAAGGAUCCAUCUCCACCACGGAAGAUGCAGACAAAUGUACCAAAUGUCCAGAAGAUCAACAUCCAAACAUCAAUCGACUUCACUGUAUCCCUAAGAUUAAAAAUUAUCUUUCUUAUAAUGAAAAUCUGGGGAUUAUCCUGAUUUUCAUUGCCUUGUUCUUCUCUUUAACCACAGGCUUUGUCUUGUGGAUCUUCAUUAAAUUCAUGGAAACACCAAUUGUCAAAGCCAACAACUGGGACCUCUCCUACAUUCUCCUGGUCUCCCUCCUGCUUUCCCUCUUGACCUCCUUUCUGUUCAUUGGCCGGCCAAGGAGAGUGACCUGCCUCCUCCGACAAACGGCCUUCAGCAUUGUCUUCUCAGUUGCCAUUUCUUCAAUCUUGGCCAAAACAAUCACAGUGGUCUUAGCCUUCGUGGCCACAAAACCAGGGAAUAAAGUGCAGAGAUGGUUGGGGAAGAGCUUGGCCAACUCCAUUGUCCUUUCUUGUUCUGGUCUCCAAGUUGUCAUCUGCAGCAUCUGGCUGGGCACUUUCCCCCCAUUCCCUGACUCUGACAUGCACUCCCAGCCUACAAAGAUUAUUCUACAAUGCAAUGAAGGCUCUGUCACCAUGUUUUAUGUUGCCCUCGGAUACAUGGGCUUCCUGUCUGCUGUCUGCUUCACGGUGGCUUUUCUGGCCAGGAAUCUCCCUGGGGCCUUCAAUGAAGCCAAACUGAUCUCCUUCAGUAUGCUGGUCUUCUGCAGUGUCUGGGGGUCCUUUGUGCCAGCCUACCUGAGCACCAAGGGGAAGUACACUGUGGCUGUGCAGGUCUUCUCCAUCUUGGCCUCCAGUGCUGGCCUGCUGGGCUGCAUUUUCAUCCCCAAGUGCUAUAUUAUUAUUUUUAGGCCAGAUCUGAACAUCAAAGAACAUUUGAUGUCAAAAUAAUAUAGAAAAAAAUGAAUUUUACAAAUUUAUUUUUCAAAAAUGACAUUUAAUAAUUUUAAUUAACACAUUUUGACCAUUUAAUAUUUGUAUAUUUAACUUAUAUGCUUCCCCUAUUGCCUAAAGAUGAUUUUAGGCAGUUUACAAUCAGUAAAAACAAGACAAAACAAUAAAACAUUCAAAGAAUAAAUAGUACCUCUAACAUUAGUUUAAAAUUGACAAAGAUAGGAAGGAAGGGAGCAAGAUGCCCAUGGGGAGGAGGUAUUCCUCUUACUUCUAAAGCUACCCACAUUUAUUUUCCUAUGUAUUCCUAAAGAAACCAGUAGCAAUACACCCAGUCUCCUUUUUAGUCACAAUACUGUUGGUAAAAUCAGCUUCCAGAUGGACGGGACAGUUUAGUAGGCAAAUGGAGACACAACAAGGAAUGCGGCCUUGCAACUCAUAGCAACCUGUGGGAAGUUUUAUCAGAAUAUUCCUGUAGCAAUCCCUGAAUAUUUCUUCUAACUAAGAAUAUUUUUCUUUGCACAUCUAUCAGAAGGGCAAGAAGUAACCUGAGAUUGAUUUUGCUAUCAUUUAUGAAUAGGUAUAUAUAUGGAUCAUUUUCUCCCUUUUUGCAUCAUUUUCCCCUCCUUUCUGAAAUGUAUAAAUAUUUUUACAAUUAUUUAAUAAACCAAUAAGCCCAACUCAUACAUAGAUCACACUGGUGGCUUACAGCUUUAAACAUAGCACACAAACUCAUAAAAACACCAUCACAUUAUGAGUGGGAUGUGAGCGUAUGACGUGAAUAUAUCUCUUUGUUUGAACGAAUUUUAUAUUAUUAUUUCAGAGAAGACUCCAUUCCCAGUACACACUGUUUAAUAAACGUUGCAGUGAGGUCUGAUUCUUUGCUUUGGGCUCUUUGUUUUGAUUCCAGAGAAACUGGUGUGAGAAGUGGGAUUCACAAUUUUUGAUCUGGGACCAGGGAUGACAACAAGACAUAUGCAUAUGUUGUAGUGAGCCUGAUCCCGUGUCCUUUCCCGCUGACAAAAAAGGGCAUAAUUAGGAAUCAGUUUAAGGGAACAGUUUGUGUCUAAAAGUUUAUUUUGCUAGCACCAUCACAUGAGCUCCAAAGUCCAUUUGGCCUAUGUCUUGGCAGUUCUUUGCCAGACCCAUUCUGGCCAUUUUCCCCUGAGUCUUCACAGCUCUUCCGGAAGCUACUGGACAGGCUGCAGGGGUUCAGGACCCCUUGAGGAAAUUCUUCUAAUCUAAAGGAGAGCUGGCGUAAUGUGAAGAAAGAACUAGCCAAGGCAACAGAGAGUCAGAAGAACAAAUGGAUAAGAAGUGAGCUCCCCAGGGAACAUUCCAUGGUGGAGAUAAAAUGUGUCUAACCACCAAGUACCUAAAGUUGAUGAUUCCCUGUAAAAACAAGGCCCUAAGUACAUAGGGUCUUCCCCAUCAUGAAAAUUAUUCACCAAGGGACUGGAGAAUUGAAACUGCCCAGAAUAAUGGGUAAAGUGCACCCGGUAUUUCACUUCAGCCUGAUGAGGCCGGCUCAGGGAUCGAAACUCAGACCAGUUGGAAAAGAAGCACUGGGUCCAAUAAGGGUGGAGGGAGAAAGACAUUACAAGGUUAAGCAAAUCAUAGACUCUAGAAUCCAUAAGGGGAAACUACAGUAUCUAGUUCAGUGAAGAGGUUAUUCAAUAGAGGAAUAAAAGCUCAUAAAAUUGGAGCAGAAGACUUAAUAAGUAGAUUCCAGCCAGAAUAUCCUCAAAAGCCAGGGAACCUUUACAUGGAUAAUUGAGAGGGGGGGAAAUGCCUUAAUACGUGUUUGUUGUUUUCCAGGUAUAUUCCAAUUUUUAGGAGCAUCUGCAUGUCAAGCCUCGAAGCACCUUUUUUCCUGCUGCAACAGAUAUUGCUUCUCAGCUUGCCAAUGAACCCAGGAGGGAGGAAGGAAUCAGAUUUGAAUGCAAACUUCAAAGAUUAAGGAAGCAGAUCAUGGGAAUCCAGGACAUUUACCAAAUGUCUGGCGAAACCCAGAGAUACUUUCUCAAAACAAUAUUGCUGCAUUUGAUUGGCCCCAUGAUCCAGAGGGAGGAGAGAAAAUACUACGCUUUCACUAUGUAGGGCUUCGAUGGGGUUUUCCCAGAGCUUCUUUUGCUUUCAUACAUGUCAAAAUGAUGUACUCAAUAAAGUUUUACAUUAAGAGAUUGGAAUGUCUCAAAGGUGUUUGUUUGGUUGGGAUCAUCAGCGCAAAUAUUGACACAGACCUUGGAGGACUUGAAAUACCGAUUCAGAAAGAAUCAUGAAGGAGAUGAGGUUGAGAACCUCCUAACUAACUUUGAAGAUACCUACCAAGCUUAAAGCAGUCCAAAGAUUCAUAUGUGUCCUCUUUUAAAGGGCUGUUGAAUCAAAACAUUGGAUAACCUAUGUGCUUAGGAAAAGGAGGGCUAGCAACAAUUUAAAAACACAAAUAUUAAUUAUUAAUUUGUUUUAUUAUUUGAUGAUUAUGUUGGAUUUUAAUUUUAUUAAUCUAAUUCUUUAUUUCAUUGGAUUUUAAAUAACCAUAAUAGUCAAACAGGCAAACUAAGCAUAUAAACCAAGAACAAUUGCAAUCAAUAAUUAAAUUUCAAGAACCCAAGAACCAAUUACAUUAUCAGUUCCCUACUUUUAUCAUUAGAUCAUCCUUAGUAUUAAGAUCUGGUCUCAGGAUGAUAAUGUAGCACUUGGGGAAGAAGAUACAGCCCAAGAGUCCACCACCGGAGGCCAAGAUGGAGAAAACCUGCAUGGCCACCAUGUAUUUUCCUUUGGUGCUCAGGUAGGUGGGGAGGAAGGAGACCCAGACACUGCAGAAGACCAGCAUGCUGAAGGUGAUCAG
Messenger RNA from Crotalus tigris (Tiger rattlesnake), 4124 nucleotides. RefSeq names its product vomeronasal type-2 receptor 26-like. The record is from RefSeq and is a predicted model, not a curated record. Lineage: Eukaryota; Metazoa; Chordata; Lepidosauria; Squamata; Viperidae. Bases 254 to 1273 code for a protein of 339 amino acids. Gene Ontology annotation, cellular component: membrane. Gene Ontology annotation, molecular function: G protein-coupled receptor activity. The transcript is spliced from 3 exons. Gene Ontology annotation, biological process: G protein-coupled receptor signaling pathway.